CUGGUUGAAAAGGAAAUAAAUAAAAUAGAAAAAAGGGGGAGAAAAAAAGGGGUGGGAAAGAGGGAAAAAAAGAAGAAGAAAAAAACAGGAAGAGAAAGCAAAAUUUAGAAAGGACAUGCUCAAUCCUACUCGCAAUCGUAAAGACCCAAGGUCCGCAGGUAAUAGCCUUUGAAAUAGCCGGAGGCGAGGUUACAUCCUGCCGCUUGUUUAACGCUCCGAAUUACCACACGUGGUUAAAAGCGUCGCGCCCCUGCGCUCUUGGGCGUGCUCAAACCUGCCCGCGAUCUGGCCCUGCAUCCAAGAUGGUUCAAAUACUUGGAGUAGAGGCGGCAAGCUUCCCCAGGUUCUUGGCAGCCGGUAGUUGUAUGGUAGAUUCUCGAACUUCCUUCGUCGAUAAUGUCUCUUUAGGCGGCUAGCAUCGUCGCACCCUCAACGUUAGAGUACCGCAUAUUGCGCUAUGGCCAGCCGUAUCCUCUUAGGCGCGAUAGCGCUUCUUACGAGCUCCGUAGCCGCUCACGGCGGGCUUGCUAACUACACCGUCGGAGAUGCUUGGUACAGAGGGUACAGCCCGGACGAUCCGUUGGAGGACCAGCAGGGCAAGCCUUGGAUGGUUCAGAGGAUAUGGGCGAGCAUCGACCCGAUAUUCUUCGUAAACGAUACCGGCCUGGCCUGUAACAACCCGGCUACCGCGCCGCCGUCUUACAUUCCCGUUGCUGCCGGAGACAACAUCACUGCGGUUUACUGGUAUUGGCUACAUCCGUACGGGCCCAUGUCCGUGUGGCUAGCCGACUGCGGGGAGUCUUGCGAGAACGUGGACGUGAAUCAGCUCGACUUCUUCAAGAUUUGGGAGGCGGGUCUGGUGGAGGGCAAUAUCGUGGAAGGUGUCUGGUAUCAAAAGCAGUUCCAGAACUGGGACGGAUCUCCGGACCUAUGGCCCGUUGCUAUUCCAUCGACCAUCAAACCGGGACUCUACGUUAUAAGGCACGAAAUCCUGAGCAUUCAUAUAGAGGACAAGCCGCAGUUCUACCCCGAAUGCGCCCAUCUGAAUAUCACCGGGACGGGGAGCGCGAUGCCGUCGCCCGAGUACUUCGCCAGAUUUCCAGGGGCUUACAAGGAAGAUGACCCUUCCAUCAGGAUUAACAUCUACUCUGACGAGAUAAAGGGACAAACGAACUACACGAUUCCCGGUCCGCCGGUAUGGGACGGGUUCGUAAAUAAGUACUGCCAGAACUGUUAGGACUGUUAGGACUGUUAGAUACCUUGCUCUUGAAGCUCGCCUCGUCCAAGUACGACGUGUCCGAUACUAUACGGUCGCGCGUACCUAGCAGAGGUUUGCUUAUGGGAUAUUUACUGGCAGCUUCUUCGACGGGCAGUGAGAUUCAAGGAGACUGAUUAGGGAAUAAAUACUAUUAAUACU
Molecule: messenger RNA, 1417 nt
Organism: Daldinia caldariorum
Lineage: Eukaryota; Fungi; Ascomycota; Sordariomycetes; Xylariales; Hypoxylaceae
Product: glycoside hydrolase family 61 protein
Exons: 6
Coding region: 458-1237 (259 amino acids)
Source: RefSeq, a predicted model, not a curated record